Molecule: messenger RNA, 444 nt
Organism: Rhea pennata
Lineage: Eukaryota; Metazoa; Chordata; Aves; Rheiformes; Rheidae
Gene: IL21
Product: interleukin 21
Exons: 5
Coding region: 1-444 (147 amino acids)
Biological process (GO): immune response; positive regulation of natural killer cell mediated cytotoxicity
Cellular component (GO): extracellular region
Molecular function (GO): cytokine receptor binding
Source: RefSeq, a predicted model, not a curated record
AUGGAGAGGAUGAUUAUUUUCUGUAUGGUCAUCUUCUGCUCCAGUAUGGUGCUGAUUGCAACUCCUCAAAAAGCAGUAAAAUACAAACAGCUUGUAAAGACAAUCGAGCACUUAGAAACCGUAGUGAAAAAUGAGGAUACUGAACUGCUGCAUACACCAGAAAACCCUGUGGAUGGAUGCCUAUUCACAGCUGUAACCUGCUUCCAGAGAGGAACUUUGCAGUUACAGCCAAAGAACAGCCAAGUAAAUUCUACAUUUAUCAAAACAGUUAAGAUCUUGAGAAGAACCAUCCUGAGAGACUCUGGCAAGCAGUGUGAGUCUUCAUGUGAAUCUUAUGGAAAAAAAGCCCCCAAAGACUUUUUGAAGAGCUUUGCAAAACUGAUGAAAAAGGUAAUUAGAGUUGAUUCCUCUGGAGCCGAAGACUAUGGAAAAUCCACUAUUUAA